GAUAAUAUUAUUGCGUUAGGAAACAGUGGUCAGUCAUGUUUCGCUGUUUAAAUUGUUUGCGCAGGACGCAACGCUUUUACUCGUUAAAUGUAUCGAAUUCUGUGUUCGGUCGUGAAUCUUUUAUUCAGCGACACAUCGGACCCAAUGAUUCCGACCAAAAGCUGAUGCUAAAAGAACUGGGAUAUCAGAGUUUAGAAGACUUGAGCGAGGCCGUGAUCCCAGAUAGCGUUUAUCUCCAGAAGACGCCUAAUUUAAAAUCGUCAGUUAUUAUAGAUGAGCAAUCUCUAGCCGCUUUGAUAAAAUCCAUUGCAAGUAAAAAUCAAAAAUGGAGAAGUUUUAUCGGGAUGGGUUACUACAACUGCCAUACGCCUCAUGUCAUCGUGAGAAACAUGCUGGAGAAUCCUGGAUGGUUGACACCUUACACCCCUUACCAAGAGGAAAUCGGUCAAGGUCGACUAGAAAGUCUACUAAAUUUCCAGACAUUGGUUGUCGACCUUACCUGUAUGGACGUAGCCAACGCGUCUCUAUUAGACGAAGCCACGUCGGCGUCCGAAGCGCUGGCGAUGACGUAUCGCCACAACAAACGGAAACGCUGGUUCGUUGCAGACAAUGUACACCCACAGACAUUAUCGGUUAUACAUACUAGAGCCUCUGCCCUUGGCAUCGAUGUCUGCUCUGGUGAUCCGAGCCAAGUGGAAGACUUUAAAGCGUACAGUGGUGUGUUAUUACAGUACCCAGACACAUAUGGUCAUAUAUUGGAUUACGGAGAGAUCGUGCGUAAAGCUCAUGACAAUGAGACUUUAGUCGUGUGUGCCACGGAUUUGUUGUCGCUUACGCUGAUCAAAGCGCCAGGCGAAUACGGAGUGGAUAUUGUGGUGGGAAGUAGUCAACGACUUGGCACCCCGCUCGGAUAUGGAGGACCACACGCUGCAUUUAUCGCAUGCAAGAAACCUUUGAUGCGACUGAUACCGGGAAGGAUGGUCGGUAUUACGAGAGAUGCAGAUGGAGACAAGGCGUACAGAUUAACAUUGCAAACCCGUGAACAACAUAUACGUCGUGAACGGGCAACCAGCAACAUUUGUACUGCACAAGCCCUGCUAGCAAAUGUGGUCGCUAUGUACGCAAUCUACCAUGGUCCCGUAGGACUGAGAAAUAUCGCUCAGAGAGUGCACAACAGUACCGUGAUACUUAAGACAGCGCUUGACAAAAUACCUGGAUGCAGCACGAGCGAUGCCAGUUUUUUCGAUACCUUGCACCUGAAGACAACGAUUCCUCAACUGGAAAUAAUCGACAGGUGUAGAGAAAAAAAGAUCAAUCUGAGGUUUUUCGACGACCAAUCUAUUGGCAUAUCACUGGACGAGACAGUAACAUCCGAAGACAUAGACGACUUGCUGUGGAUUUUUGGAGGCGAAAAUAAUAAAAACAAUAUUAUAUCUAAUGAUGAGAUUUUAGAAAAAAGCGUAAGUAAAACAUUAUUUAAGAGGACGUCACAGUAUUUACAACAUCCAGUAUUUAACAAUCAUCAAUCAGAAACACAAAUUGUUCGAUACAUGAAACAAUUGGAAAAUAAAGAUGUUUCACUUGUUCACUCCAUGAUUCCAUUAGGAUCGUGCACAAUGAAAUUAAAUGCUACCGUCGAGUUGUUACCGCUCUCAGAACCUGGAUUUAUUAACAUUCAUCCAUUUGUGCCACCGGAACAAGUUCCAGGAUAUCACCAAAUCUUACAAGAAUUAGAAUACGAUCUCUGCCAGCUAACUGGUUAUGACAAAAUAUCUUUUCAGCCCAAUAGCGGCUCUCAAGGAGAAUUUGCCGGUCUAUGUGCCAUAAUGAAAUAUCAUCAACACCGUGGGGAAGGAGAUAGAAAAGUGUGUCUAAUUCCUACGUCAGCACAUGGUACUAAUCCAGCAUCAGCGCAAAUGGCUGGAAUGGAUAUUCAGUUGGUGAACGUGUCCAAAGAUGGUUGCAUUGACUUACAUCAUCUCAAAGAUAAGGUUAAUAAAUAUAAAAACCAAUUAUCGUGUAUAAUGAUAACAUAUCCGUCUACUAAUGGAGUAUUUGAAGAAUCUGUUAUGGAAAUUUGUGAAACAAUACAUUCAAAUGGUGGACAAGUUUACUUGGAUGGAGCUAACAUGAAUGCACAAGUUGGAUUAUGUCGACCUGGUGAUAUUGGAGCUGAUGUAUCUCAUUUGAAUUUACAUAAAACAUUCUGUAUACCUCAUGGUGGCGGAGGUCCUGGGAUGGGACCAAUAGUUGUUAAAUCACACUUGGCUCCGUUUUUACCAACUCACCCAAUUAUCCACAACGGUAAUGAAUUAAGUUUGGGUACUGUUAGUGCUGCUCCAUAUGGAUCAGCUUCUAUCAUACCUAUUUCUUGGGCAUAUAUAAAAUUAAUGGGCUCUCAAGGACUCAAGAAAGCAACUCAAGUAGCUAUAUUAAAUGCUAAUUAUAUGAGUAAAAAGUUAAGUUCUCACUACAAAACAUUGUUUGUUGGCACUAAAUGUGGAUUGGUAGCUCAUGAAUUCAUAAUAGACACAAGAGAAUUUAAAAAGACUGCAAAUAUUGAUGCUACAGAUAUUGCUAAGCGAUUAAUUGAUUACGGAUUUCAUGCUCCUACUAUGUCUUGGCCGGUUGCUGGUACAUUGAUGAUAGAACCUACAGAAUCUGAAAGUAAAAUGGAAUUAGAUAGAUUUUGUAAUGCUCUAAUCAGCAUAAGAGAAGAAAUCAGACAAAUAGAGAAUGGCAAAGCUGAUCGGGAACAAAAUGUGUUAAAAUUAGCACCACAUACAUUGAAACAAAUUUGUAGUGACGAAUGGAAUAGACCAUAUUCUAGAAAAUUAGCAGCUUAUCCAAUGGGACACGAGCAAAAAGUUUGGCCAAGUGUUGGUCGCAUUGACAGCAAAUAUGGAGAUCAAAAUGUAGUUUGCAGUUGCCCAUUAGUAUUUUAAACUUUAUAAACACAUCAAUUAUAAUAAAAAAAAAUCAAUAAUUACAGAAUAAAACAUUUAUUUUA
Rhopalosiphum maidis (corn leaf aphid) is the source of this 3010-nucleotide messenger RNA. Its product is annotated as glycine dehydrogenase (decarboxylating), mitochondrial. Lineage: Eukaryota; Metazoa; Arthropoda; Insecta; Hemiptera; Aphididae. Gene Ontology annotation, biological process: glycine decarboxylation via glycine cleavage system. Gene Ontology annotation, molecular function: pyridoxal phosphate binding; glycine binding; glycine dehydrogenase (decarboxylating) activity. Gene Ontology annotation, cellular component: glycine cleavage complex; mitochondrion. Bases 36 to 2945 code for a protein of 969 amino acids. The record is from RefSeq and is a predicted model, not a curated record. The transcript has 17 exons.